AUGCGCGCUGCGCUCGCCGCCCGCUCGGGCGCCUCCCGAGCUUUUGCGUCGUCUUCCGGGAAGACGAUCCUCAUCACCGGCGCCGGGACUGGCCUCGGCGCCGGGUCGGCUCUCGGCCUCGCCGCCGCCGGGCACCGCGUCAUCGCCGCCUGCCACAUCCAUCCGCAGAUUUCGACGCUGAUGGCAGAGGCGCGCGGGCGUGCGGUGCAGCUCGAGACGGCAAAGCUCGACGUCACGCUGGCGAGCGACCGCGAGGCCGUGUUCAACAGGUUUGGCGAGUCUGUGGACAUCGUCGUGUGCAACGCCGCCGUCGGCGAGGGAGGGCCGCUCGCCGAGCUUCCGACUGAGAGGCUGCGCAGCCAGUUCGAGGUCAACGUCUUUUCUCAGCUCGAUUUUGUGCAGCCAUACGCCGCCGCGAUGGUCGCAAAGGGGGCGGGCAAGAUUGUCUUUCUGUCGUCCAUCGCAGGUCUCUUCACGGUGCCGUAUCUUGGCGCGUACUGCAUGUCCAAGCACGCGGUGGAGGCGAUGGCUCUGACGCUGCGGCAGGAGCUCGCCUCGAGUGGUGUCAAGGUGUGCACCAUCAACCCGGCGCCCUUCACCACGGGCUUCAAUGACCGGAACGUGGAGACGCACGCCGAGUGGUUCGACCCGGCCGUCCACUUCACGCCGAAGGCGGCCAUCCAGGACUUCCAGACCGCGAUGGCCAACGGGAUGCAGGUGGACGAGAUGGUGCGGCUCAUCCCGCUCGACAACCACCGGGCGAGGGAGAUGCACACCCCCAACUGGGAGGUCAUCUGCAAGCAGUACCAGGCGCGUGCUGUCUCGCGGAGCCCCCAGCCGCCGCCCGCGGCCGCCUGCUGGGCGAGCGACCUCGAUGGCAACUUACCCGACGACUUUUGGGGCGCGAGCAAGACGGAGGACGGGACGCCAAUGCCGCCGCUCGACACCUCCGAGCCGCCGACGAUGGCUGCCGCUGACGUUCGCCCCCUUGGGCUGUGA
Molecule: messenger RNA, 999 nt
Organism: Emiliania huxleyi CCMP1516
Lineage: Eukaryota; Haptophyta; Isochrysidales; Noelaerhabdaceae
Exons: 5
Coding region: 1-999 (332 amino acids)
Molecular function (GO): oxidoreductase activity
Source: RefSeq, a predicted model, not a curated record